Messenger RNA from Sphaeroforma arctica JP610, 268 nucleotides. RefSeq lists its product as hypothetical. The transcript has a single exon. NCBI's taxonomy places the organism in Eukaryota, Ichthyosporea, Ichthyophonida. The record is from RefSeq and is a predicted model, not a curated record. The annotation marks the transcript as partial.
GUGGGAAGAUAUCAAGGCCUAUUCCUCUCUGCGGCGUGAGUAUAUCUCUCUGUAUGUAGUGCUACUGCAAGAACGCGGAGAUACCGGAGCCCCAACCAACAGUGUGUUUGAGAAGCAGCAAUUAGGACGCCUGCGCGAACUAGAAUCGGGAUUAGAAAUCCCGGACCUGAUUUUAUAUCGGAAAUUGGCGCUGCGCACUUAUGCGAGUAAAGUGGUGGAGCAGAAAACGGUUGCUAAGCAAGCGGCUAGCAACCAGGGUGUGUACUGA